AUGGCUCCAUUACUGGCCGAUGAGAAUAUAUGGAAAUACAAUAUCAUUGCUAUUCAGGAACUAUGGAGGAACCAGUUCCAGACCACCACAUAUCACCUGGUUAAAGACCGCUUUGAUCUAGUCUACAAUGAACAACCAAACACACGAGUCUGCUUCUUCAUUAACAGUCAGUUAAGAGGAGCAUGGACACACACCCACCAUACACUAGACCUAGAUACACUACAUCUGCAAUUCAAAAACGGGAAAGAGGCCAGGAUAGUUCAUAUCCACAACAUAUAUAAUCUAGUUGAAAGUCAAAAUGAGAACCAACCAAGCACGCUACCGGAUCUCCGAAAGGCACUAGAGAGCGAUCGAGAAGAGGAACAUCUACUCAUAGGCGAUUUUAAUCUCCACUAUCCGAUGUGGGGGGGAGUACAGAGCCGUAAGACAUCAGAAGAAGCAACAGAUCUGUUAGAAUUAAUCACAGACUACCACUUGGAACUUUUACUGCCGGUAGGCACAAAGACAAGGCAAGACAAUGGAGAACCAAGUACGAUUGAUUUAGUCUUUGGAACCUGGUUGCUCUCAGAGAGCAUCAUUAGCUGUGGUCUUACAGGCAAUGACCUUGACCAUAAUUCUGACCAUCUUCUGAUCACAACUCUCCUAAGCUUGACCACCACCAGACAUCCAGAGAGAAAAAGGAGACUAUGGAAUCAAUUAAGGGAGAAGGACUUCCAAGAAGAGACUAUUAAUAAGGCCAUUGAACACCACUGCCCAGAGUCCCAAGUAUGCCCCAGAUCAGUACCCGGGUGGACACCAGAGAUUAAAGCGGCCCAGAUGCAUGCAAGAAGACUUCAUCGGCAGUUCCAGCUACUUCGCACUAAGGAGGCAUGGGAGGAAUAUCGAGCGGCUCGCAAUCUUAAAGGGCGCCUAAUUAAGAAAUUGCUACGAAAGAAUCACUGGGAACAAAUUCAAGAAGCUACAGAAACGCAGUCAGGACUCUGGAGACUAGCUAAAUGGGCCAGGAACCGUCAGCCACGCCAAUCAUUCACUCCUCCAUUACGGGUAGAUCUAGGACCGAUGAAGACGCAGACCGAGGACAAGAUCGCACUCCUGAAAGAGAACUUCUUCCCACAGAUGAAGGAAGCAGACCUUUCAGAUUUGUAA
This is a messenger RNA of Talaromyces stipitatus ATCC 10500, 1146 nucleotides long. RefSeq lists its product as uncharacterized. NCBI's taxonomy places the organism in Eukaryota, Fungi, Ascomycota, Eurotiomycetes, Eurotiales, Trichocomaceae. The transcript is spliced from 2 exons. The record is from RefSeq and is a predicted model, not a curated record. The coding region runs from base 1 to 1146 and encodes 381 amino acids. Gene Ontology annotation, molecular function: catalytic activity.